Suillus subalutaceus is the source of this 522-nucleotide messenger RNA. RefSeq lists its product as uncharacterized. The coding region runs from base 1 to 522 and encodes 173 amino acids. The transcript has a single exon. NCBI's taxonomy places the organism in Eukaryota, Fungi, Basidiomycota, Agaricomycetes, Boletales, Suillaceae. The record is from RefSeq and is a predicted model, not a curated record.
AUGUAUGAUGUUCGUGUCGCCCAGGAAGAAAUGGACACACUGCCGAAAAGAACUGAUUGCCACCUCUAUUUGCCUUACAAAGAAGGGACCAGUCAUACCAGACACAUGUGCGCUGUUCGCCGCAAUAAUCAUGAUGUUAUUCCCCAUAUUCCAGGACAGUGGUUUCCACAUGCAGACGACCCAGAAUGUCAUCCAUUCUACUGCGCUUCCAUGCUCGCCCUCCUUACGCCUUGGAGAAAUAUAGUAGACGUCAAAAAAACUGACGAAGGUUUUACUUCGGCAUUCGAACGCUUCAUGCUUAACGCUUCUUUGACGUCUUGUGAUAUUGUCAAUAACAUUCAGUAUUUUCACGAGUGUUCUGACAAGGCUAAAGAACGCGAGUCUGUUUCUCAAACAACUUCUCAAGAAACUGUGGAUCCUCACCGAUUUGAUGAAAACUCCUUAGCUGAAGAAGAAAGUCAUGAUAUGGAUCCUGUCACUCCAAGCUGUAUUUCUGAGGAAGACAUUGUCCGAGCAACCUGA